AUGCCAGUCGCAGUCUCACCCGCCGCUGCGCAGUCUUCCAACAUCUGGAUCGCAGCUGGAGAGGGGGAUGAUGAGAGGGUCAGAUACCUGAUCGAAGUAGAGGGUGAGCUGGGCUCGAUGACUGCGGGUGAUCCUCAUGCUGCCAUGUAGCGUGAAGGAGGUGCUCAAUCCCCCCUCUCGACUCCCUCUGUCGCGCCUCUCUGCCAGAUAUUGCUCCUACCGCACCCGACAGCAACACCUACACUCCGCUGCACGCAGCCGCAUCCUACUCGCACAGCAGCACGCUUCAACUUCUCCUCGCGCACGCCAAAACUCCAUCAAACGCCGUCAACAUUCAAGAUUCGGAUGGAGAUACACCGUUGUUCGUGGUUGAAGAAGUUGCCAUAGCAGAACUACUCAUCAAGCAUGGAGGCGAUGCUUUCCACAAGAACAAGGCGGGAGAUACAGCGGCUGAAGUAGCAGAGGAGAAUGGGUUUGAAGAGGUGGCAGAGUAUUUGAGGGGUAUAACGGGAGAGAAGAGACUUUAUGAGAGACCUGGAGAUGGGCCAGAGGAAGAGGAAGAGAGUGAAUUGACUUCGAGGUUGGAGGAUGAGGAGGGAGCCAGCUUGACUCCGGCUGCUAGAGACCUUAUCGACCAAAGGACGGAAGCGCUGAUGAGUCAGGUAGAGUCCCUCUUGUCUCGCGCUUCUUUGCGAUCCGAAAAUGCCGACAGGGGAGAAUCUGGAGAAGAGUUGAAAUUGACAAACGAAGAGGAGGAAGAGCUUAGGAGGUUGGUGGGCGAAUCGGUCUUGGAGCAGAUCAGAGAAGGUUGGGCGGGGAAGGAAGGCCUGGGCCAGCAAGGAGAGGUGCAAGAUGAAAUUGACAGCAGUCAAGUCAAUGAGGAGACAAGGCCAGCUGGAAACGAGCCUGAGCCAAGAUGA
Molecule: messenger RNA, 920 nt
Organism: Ceraceosorus bombacis
Lineage: Eukaryota; Fungi; Basidiomycota; Exobasidiomycetes; Ceraceosorales; Ceraceosoraceae
Source: the annotation of a GenBank genome assembly